AUGAGCGAGCGCUCAAAAAGUGCUUUAGAGUCGCUCGAGCGGAGCAAGGCGAGCUUGGGCCAGCUGGUCGAAGAUGCCGCAAAGAUAGUAGGAGCGGAUUUGAUCUCCGAAGUGGACGGUGUGAAGAACGAUGGUCCGAACAUCCAGCCAACCGCUCGAUACACCUUCAAGGAGCAAUGGAUCCUACGAUGGCUACUUCGACGGUUCAUCGCAACGGACACGAUCCAAGUCAAUGGAAGCAAGAUCGAGACCACCAAACCACAGCUUCUCGACCCUCGUCCAUGGAAGUUGCUAUUACACCUACUACAGACCAUACCAGCGCAGACGUUGACGGAAGUUCUCGUCGAGCGAAAGUUCGGACCGCAUUUCUCCGAAACACUUGCUCGCUAUCUCGAACUUCGGACACAAGCAAAUGGAAGCAACACAGUAUCCAGCAACAGUGCCCCAAAUGGUACCGAGCACGAAAGGUCGCCCAAGCGGAGACGACUAUCGCCAUCACCUGAGAGCAUAGUCGCAACGAGUCCAAUAGACCAACUCGUAAUGCAGAUAUGUGCCGUCUGUGCCGGACUAGGCGGGUCAGCGCAGAACGACAGCCAAGAGUCCUUCACAGCCUUAUGGUCCUCGAUUGACUCGUGUGCCACCUUCGUUUCGCAUGCCCUACGGUUGGCCUUGACUAUGCUAGACAACUCUGGCCAGACUGAGUCGACUGCAAGCUCUGUGCAGACAAUACUAAGCCUUUGGGACUCAUGGCAAUCUGCUGGUGGCAUUUUCAAGACCGCUGACGCGAAAGUCUUCAACAAGACCUGUUUGUCUCUGUGUCUAGAGGUAGGGACGGCGUUGAGGCCCUGCAAAGCACCGACCUUCAAUAACGCAAAGAAUGCAAUCGAAGCACAAAUUGCCCGAUCUACAGUGCUUCCGUUACGAGAACGGUUCAAUAAGAAGUAUCUCAGACAAUGGACAUCAGUAGGCGGCUGCCUGACAUGGACGCUGAUCGAACCGUUCGCAAGAGAAGUGCGCGACUUCCUGUCACCGCUCUCAGACCGAGGAGUUGCUCAAAGGGCCGACCAUCUAUUCGACAUUGCAUUGCGGCUUAUCCCAAAAUACGAUACCCGCACAAGACAGCGUGAGCAGCCAUGGUAG
Cyphellophora attinorum is the source of this 1140-nucleotide messenger RNA. RefSeq lists its product as uncharacterized. The coding region runs from base 1 to 1140 and encodes 379 amino acids. NCBI's taxonomy places the organism in Eukaryota, Fungi, Ascomycota, Eurotiomycetes, Chaetothyriales, Cyphellophoraceae. The transcript has a single exon. The record is from RefSeq and is a predicted model, not a curated record.